AUGAACCCGCUAACCCUAGUAAAACGAAUUCAGAACAUCAAUUCCAGAGAAGCCCAAUUAGGGAUUUCAGAGGAAGCUUCGUGGCACGCCAAGUACAAAGACUCCGCUUACGUCUACGUCGGCGGCAUUCCUUUUGAGCUCACCGAAGGUGAUCUUGUCGCUGUUUUCGCACAAUAUGGAGAGGUCGUCGACGUGAACCUGGUUCGCGAUAAAGGGACUGGGAAAUCCAAAGGGUUCUCAUUUAUUGCAUAUGAGGACCAGAGAAGUACGGUUCUUGCUGUGGAUAAUCUGAAUGGAGCUCAAAUUUUGGGUCGAACAAUUAGGGUGGAUCAUGUGACUAAAUACAAGAAGAAGGAAGAGGAAGAUGAAGAGGAAGAGCAGAGGAAGAGGGAGGAACGAGGUGUGUGCCGUGCUUUCCAGAGAGGUGAAUGUACUCGCGGAGCUGGGUGCAGAUUUUCUCACAAUGAGCAAAGAGCUGCAAACACAGGUUGGGGUGAUCAAGACUCAAAAUGGGGGCGUGACAGGUAUGAUGGCCCAAAACAGGGUGAGAACAGAUCUAACACUACUCCGUCAAAUCGUGUUCCAGAGGCUGAAGUUCAAGAAGAUUUACACUCCAGAGGAAAGGGAUAUGGGAGGGCCUUUAAAAGUCACCCUAAGCAAAGUUAUGGGAGGGAGGAAACGAGAUUGGGGAGACAUGAGGAUGAUGAAAGGUUUGAGCUUAGAUCAAGAGAUCAUGGUAGGGGGGAAGAAAAGAGACCAAGAAGACCCAGUGAGGAUGACGAAUUGGGGCAAAAUUCAAGAGAAGAUUAUGGUAGGAGGGAAAAACAGAGAUUAGGAAGGCAAAAUGGUCAUGAAUUGCAGCCAAAGUCAAGAGAAGAUCAUGACAGAAGGGAAGAUAAGAGACCCAGAAGGCAAGGUGGUGAUGUUGAAUUUGAGCCAAAGCUGAAGUCUAGAGACGAUCAUGACCGGAGGGAAGAUGAUAGAAGGGAAGAUAGGAGAGCAAGAAGGCGUAGUGAUGAUGGUGAAUUUGAGCCAAAAUCUAGAGAAGAUCGUGAUAGGAGGGUAGAUGAUAGUAGGGAAGAUAAGAGACUGAGAAGGCAUGCUGGUGAUGAUGAAUUUGAUCCAAAAUCUAAGGAUCAUGAUAGGACAGAAGAAAGGAGAAGGUAUGCUGAUGAUGAAUAUCAGCCGAAGUCAAGAGAAGAUAGGUGGGAAGAACAGAGGUCAAGAAGACGCAAUGUUGAUGAAUUUGAGCUGAAGUCAAGAACAGGCGAGGAUAAGAGGAAAGGAGAGAGACUGAGAAGGUAUGAAGAUGAUGAGUUUCAGCCAAAAUCCAGAGAAGUUCGUCGUAGAGAGUAA
This is a messenger RNA of Prunus armeniaca (apricot), 1356 nucleotides long. The record is from the annotation of a GenBank genome assembly. Lineage: Eukaryota; Viridiplantae; Streptophyta; Magnoliopsida; Rosales; Rosaceae.